CCACUUCGUCUUCCCUCGGAUCAUGCGAUCAGCUCGUGCCUUCUUCUCUUCCAUCUCUGUUAACAUCAGUCUAUCCACCGAUACAUUACUCCAUCAUGCAUCAAUAACUCGUCUUCCAGAAGGGGUUAAAAGUUGAGCUCUUCAUUCAGUCAGUUCUCCUGAGACCUUUUCUACUGAUGAUGAUGUGGGCCUCUGUCAGUUCAGAAUUUCUCACAUUCAGACCCUACGAACAAGAAAGAGAUCAGAGAGGCAUCUCCAUCUCCGGCCUCUCAUUUUCAUUUGCAGUCUAGAGGAUGGGAUAUGGUUCGACGAGCAUGGCCAUAACCCGUCGUUUCUUGGCAGAUAUUUGCCGUGGACUGACUCGAUCAGUUGCAACUGAACGUAGCUGUCAAUCUAACCCUCCCCUCCCACCUCCCUCCCCUGCUCACACGCGCCUCCCCUCCUUCCCCUCAUCACGCGCAGGCAGCCGUAUCGAACUGGCGUCAGUCAGCUAGAUCUCCUCCUUACAGCUGGCCCAUGGCUGGAGGGAAUUCCACCAUAGACUGCUCCUACGAUGCACUGGAGCAAUGCUCCUCUAUGAUUACAUGCGAUGCCUCCUCAUGGGACAAGAGCUUUGGAGAGAAGAUAUGGCUUAUGAACUCACUCCAGCUCAUCAGUGCCGUCCUGGCUGGAGUCAUAGUCGGGAUAGGCAUCUACGGCCAGCGCUACCGCCACCACCGCUUCACCAGGUUUAUCUUCCUCGGAGCCACGACCCUGUUCUUGCCUGUCGUCUCCACUGUUGUCUCCAUGGGCGCCGGGAACAGUAACCACAGCAUAGUCAGGGGUGACAUUCGGUUUAUUGCAGAGUGCCAACCAAGAGCACAGUCGAUCCUGAUUGUAAUAUGGGCAUCCCUUGUUCAGAUCAUCAUGAUCAAUACCAGUGCAGUAGUUGCUGUCGAUGAUAGAGAAGGUGGAAACGUAGGUCCUCCAUUUGAGCUGCUUGUUCAGGGUGUCUGGAUCUUUUACCUUGGUAUCAGCAAUGUCAUUCCCGCCGCUCGCACAAAUGACAUCACGGUACUAAUUAUUGGUGCCUUUGAAGCCACACCUUUUGCUCUCACGUUUGCCAAAAUGGUAUUGAAAUAUUAUGCAUAUGAAAAGGCGCGACAAUCCUUUGGUCUCGGACGCAAUCCCCAUCUUAUUUUUGGAUACAUGAAGCAACAAUCGUUACAAGAAACAAGUCACGAUGGUGAACCAAUGGUAGCUGAGGAUGCACCUCCCCCGCUGCUGGUUAUGGGAGAAGAGAAAAGACACGUGGAGAAGCAGCCUCUUGGGUAUGUGUUCAAGGAUGACUCAUGGACAACUUCGCAUAAUAAUGGCCUGGUGACUAUUGAUAGAGUUUGGAGGAUGGAUAACGUGCUUCCAACAUCAACACUGAAACCAAAAAGACUUAUGCUUGUCAUUUGCACUGUUCAAGUUGUUGCGGUGCCGAUUUGCAAGGUACAAGGUCAGAACUGCUGCCUCUAAGGGCACCUUCAGUUUUUUCUGGAGCUUAUUGCUGAAGGAUGGCGAACAUGAUAGGGUGUUUUUGGUCAUUUCGGAUGAGCUUUCUUUCCUUCAUGAUUAUUAUUAUUCAUCCCUCCCGAUCUCCUAUUCCAAGUAUUGGUUGCCCGUUGCCGGUAUCUUGAUCUCACUACUGAGCAUAGCUUACUGUUGUGUAUUGAUGAUCGCAGUAACGCUUGUGGAAGUCCUGUCGUUGCUGGAUGAUUCAGCCAGCGGACCUCAGAUUGAGUGCACUGUUUUUUGCAUUCGAGGACCUCUGAUGAGCAAGCCCAUGGAUACAGAAUAUGGGAACUACAACUUCGAUCUGGUGCCAUUAAUUUUGCUUUCGGUGUUAGUCAUGAUGUCUGAGGUGAGGGACAUAGCUACCUACAUCUACUCCAACUGGACUAAAGUUGCCGUCACCUGCCACCUUGUAAACCAUGCCUCUUCACAGCAUUCACUUCUCAAGAAGAAAUGGAUUGGCCUUCUGCUGCGUUGUCGAUGCAAGCUGAUGAAGCAUUGGGAUGAGAAAAUAGGUCAGUGCACUAUGCUGGAGAUUUGCCCGAGAACAACCGUGCCUGUACUUCUCAGGCGUCUCCUCAACUUACCAGACCACAAGAGGAAGGUCAAUGUGCCUGCAGCAGUGAAGGUUUGCAUCAUGGAAGUUGUAAGAAGCACUAGAAAUAGAGACCUUAGCAAUGGCACAGCAUCUCUCCGCUGCCGGGGCCAAGUUGGUGAAAGGCUCCUCUGGGCUUGCAACAACAAGAGUGUGUCUUAUACCAUACUGACAUGGCACAUCGCCACAAUAAUCCUCGAGGUCAGGUACCCACACCGGCUUGAUCAACAACAAGGUUCCUCUUCUCCAAUUCCGAACACGGAUUAUAAGAUCGUUGCCACUCACCUAUCAAGGUACUGUGCUUACCUUGUGACAUGGUGCCCUGAGUUACUCCCUGAUGAUGAUGCAUGGAGCAGGAGCCUGUACGAGGAUGUCAAGAAGGAUGUUGAGCGUGUACUUGCCGGCUGCACAGCAGGAGACUCACUGACGCCAGAAGCAAAUUGCCAACAGCUGAUCGAAGUGCUGAGUGCAGAUGCGAAGCAUGAAGUGCUCAAGGAAGGCGCUAGGCUUGGAAAGCAGUUGUUGGCGCUGGUGGUCGAAGGUGAGGACGAUACGGCGUUGUGGAAGUUACUGGCUGAAUUUUGGUCGGAGAUGAUCGUGUAUGUCGCGCCAUCCGACAACCAAAAAGGUCAUUCGGAGGCCAUCGCCAGGGGUGGCGAGCUGAUAACUCUGCUCUGGGUGUUGCUCUUCCAUGCUGGGAUCCUCAGUAGGCCAGGUGAGGACGACGGCGUUGCUCCUACUUCUGUUGGCGUGGUUUAGUAGAGCCUCCUAUGUUUGGAACUACUGUUUCCUCCUUGUUUCGGAUUCUUCAUCGUGGUGCGUUGUCUGCAGUUGUUUGUGUAUGUUGAGUUCAUUUCAUAUACCAGAAUUUGUUAACUUGCGGCAGCAUGUGACUCCAUCUUGGUAAUCAGAUCAUCAAUUGUAACAAGUCUAUUUAGAGGUCCUAUAAUAUUGUCGAGACUCGAUAUUCA
Messenger RNA from Setaria italica (foxtail millet), 3105 nucleotides. RefSeq lists its product as uncharacterized. The record is from RefSeq and is a predicted model, not a curated record. The transcript has 3 exons. Lineage: Eukaryota; Viridiplantae; Streptophyta; Magnoliopsida; Poales; Poaceae. Bases 517 to 1503 code for a protein of 328 amino acids.